UGUGUGUGUGUCUCCGUCCCGGGUGAGCUCUAAUAAUAGAGGAGGCCGCCUGCUCCUUUAAGACCCCACUUGUUGAACAGCCUGCUCCACGCGACAUAUUGUAACAAAAAAUGGUUAUCAAAGUGUUUCUCGCGUCGGCGUCGGGGUCCACGGCGAUCAAGAAGAAGCAGCAAGAUGUGGUCGGCUUCCUGGAGGCUCUUAAAGUGGACUACACUCAGCUGGACAUCGCCUGCAACGAGGACAACCGCAUGUGGAUGAGGGAGAACGUCCCGGAGGAGAAGAAGCCCGCAAACGGCAUCCCCCUGCCCCCCCAGAUCUUCAACGAGGGGGACUACUGCGGGGAUUAUGAAACAUUCUUCGAUGCCAAGGAGGACAACAUGGUGUAUUCCUUCCUGGGCCUGCCUCCUCCUCCCGGGUCAAAGGAGGCAGGACAGGCCGACCCGCCUCUCGUGGUGGAGAACGGGACCUGCGGCGAGGGAGCUAAUGCAGAGGAGGGCCCAGAUGAAUCAAUAGCGGUUCCAGUGGAGGAGCGCAAUGGGAAUGCACACGGGGAGGAGGAGGAGGAGGAGCAGGUAGCAGAGGACGAAGUCACGCAAGGAGACGAGGAGGAAGACACAGACGGGAUCACAGAAGAAACACAGGCCCAAGCAGAGGAACAAGAAGAAGAAGAGCAGGAAGAAGAAGAGGCUGAAGCACAAGAGGACGAAGAGGCUGAGUAGUUGGAGCCCGAGGACCUCGUUGAUGCCGACCUGCUACUAUCCAGCCCGAAGGAGCCUCCCGUUACGUCUCUCCCCGACGCUUGAACCCCUCCGUCUCUCCCCAAGGCCACGCUGGACCCCACUGGAAACUGUCGGUCAUGUGCUUGGAGGCGCCGUCCAAAAAGUGAAAAGUCCGAACCCACAUUUGCCCCCAACCCUCUUCCCCUUUGACUGCAAUGUUGACUUAAUUUUUAUAUUCUGCAUAGACUGUAAUGCAAGUGCGCAGAGUAGCCUAGAGGUGUCCGUUUUAAUGAGUAGCUUUUGUAAAAUGCAAAACAGUUAUUUUCUUAGACACAUUUCUCAUGUUUCACUGUUAGAAAUCCCAGUUUUCUAACGCAAACAGACAGUGACCUUUAGAAAGAAUAUUACCUUGGCAUUUCUUUAGCUUGUGGCCUACUUCAGAUUCAAAGGUUCUCUUUUGUGUUCAGCAGUUUUACCGAUGUCGUGCCUUGUCGACUCUUUCCACCAUUCUCUUUCCAAACUAAGACUUCUAACGUCCACAUGAGAAAAGACUACUCGCGUACUUCAAACUACUCCACCAGCGCCACAAUUACGUCUUCCAAUACUGCUGUCUAAUCAAUGCACUUUGUUGAAUGAAGAGUGAACCGUGUGACUAAGUCUUGGAUGCAAUAGGAAAUGCAAUAAAGUAGACUGGUAUAAAAAUAAACCUCAGUGGUUCC
Molecule: messenger RNA, 1438 nt
Organism: Pungitius pungitius (ninespine stickleback)
Lineage: Eukaryota; Metazoa; Chordata; Actinopteri; Perciformes; Gasterosteidae
Gene: sh3bgr
Product: SH3 domain binding glutamate-rich protein
Exons: 9
Coding region: 111-719 (202 amino acids)
Cellular component (GO): cytoplasm
Source: RefSeq, a predicted model, not a curated record